ACUGUGUUCGUUACGCGGUCUUUCGGAACUAUCUUUGAAAAGUCGUGUUACUUAAUUUAGAGAUGGCGGACGCUCAGCAAGCUGUCAAUGUACACAGUACCAGUCAAAUGACUGACAAUAUAAGCAGAAAUGAUAUACUAAUCUGGGUUAAUAAGAGUCUACGUACUGGUUACUGUAAGGUCGAAGAGUUGUGUACAGGCACGCUGCUAUUCAAGAAGGUUAAGUUCAACACGAAGCUGGAGCAUGAGUACAUCAAUAACUUCAAAGUUUUGCAAGCACUCUUCGAUAAGCAUGGUGUAGACAAAGAAGUUCCCAUAGAGAAGCUGGUUAAAGGAAAGUUUCAGGACAACUUUGAGUUUGUCCAGUGGUUUAAACGCUUCUUCGACGUAAAUUAUGAUGGUCAUCCAUAUGAUGCAUUAGCAGCAAGGGGAGGUGAAAAAAUUGUUGGUUGUGGCAAAUCCCCGGGCAAGCUUGAUCAACCUCGCAAUAGUGUAACAUCAAGUCUUAAGCCUACUUGUCAAAAACAGAUUACAGCUGCACGAACUUGUCAACCGUUGUUUCGGGAGCAUCUGUCAACAAUCAUCAUUGUGCUGCUGGGGAUAACACAGAAAUGGCUAUCUUGAAGCAGCAAUUUGACCAACUUACUGUUGAGGCGGCACAGAACAAAACAACUAUUGACGGAUUGCUUCGUGAAAGGGAUUUCUACUUCAACAAACUACGAACCAUUGAGAUAAUCUGUCAGCAAAACCAAAACGUCGACUUAACCAAAAGCAUCUUUGAAAUCCUAUAUGCAACGGAAGAUGGCUUCACCGUUCCUGAAACUGAAGAGCCAGAAGAGUUUAAUCGAAUUCAUUUGUAAACAUCCGGUACUCCUAUUGCUUCUAGGCACAUAUAUGUCAAUCCGAUUGUCAGUAAUGGUUCCUGCUACUGUCUUUGUUCAUUAGCACUAUCUGCCUCUCAUUACUUGGAUGCUGAAAUUUUUGAUUUAUUUUUGCUUCUUGUGUAUUUGUGGAAUGUGUGAACUUCUUUUAAUUAUUUAAUUUUCUCUAGAAACUAAACUACUACUUACUGGACUUCCGCUCAUGUUUUACAUCAAGGCUUUUGUUUUCACCUAACUUGGUGAAAUAAGCAUCUGUCAUAAAAUCACCCAAUACUUUUCUUCAUUACUUUUCAUCGUUAUCUAAAGUUUUUAAGUGAGCUAUGUAAGAAUAACAGUCCUUCUUGCGUACUUGUAUUGCAAAGACUUUUAUCUAUUUAUGUGUUCAUAUAAGUUCCGUUGCUUCUUUGCGGGUAUUAUUCGUAAACAAGCUUGUGGACUUUAGUUUAUCAUAUUUAUAUGAAUACAAUAAACUUACUAGCCGAUCA
Molecule: messenger RNA, 1365 nt
Organism: Heterobilharzia americana
Lineage: Eukaryota; Metazoa; Platyhelminthes; Trematoda; Strigeidida; Schistosomatidae
Source: the annotation of a GenBank genome assembly